Molecule: messenger RNA, 1509 nt
Organism: Triticum turgidum subsp. durum (durum wheat)
Lineage: Eukaryota; Viridiplantae; Streptophyta; Magnoliopsida; Poales; Poaceae
Source: the annotation of a GenBank genome assembly
AUGGAGCGGCAGCCGGCAGUCCGGCGACGGCGAGCUCAAGACACUAAUGGAUUGGUUGCUUCACAGGCCAAAAUAAAUGUCUUGCCCUGUCAGCAAGAUGAUGAUUCUCAGGGUGAUUCACAGAUGCCAAACCUUCCAGAGGACAUUUGGCGUCACAUACAUUCCCUGAUGCCAAUGCGAGAUGCUGCCCAAGCUGCCUGUGUCUGUCAUGCUUUUCUACGUUCCUGGAGGUGCCAUCCCAACCUCACUUUUUCUGGCACAGCAUUGGGUAUGAAUAAAAAGACUUGUGUAAAUGAUGAAAUUGCCAGAGACUUUCGUAGCAAGGUUGACCAGAUCCUGAAAAAACACUCAGGCAUUGGUGUGAAGAAACUUAAACUUACGAUUGACAUGAUUCAAUAUUACACUGCCAAGGAUUAUUGUUAUGUCAACAGUUGGCUUCUGAUUGCUGUCACACCAGGAAUUGAGGAACUUACACUCCAACUGUCUAUGGGGGAAUACAAUUUUCCAUGCUCACUUUUGUCUAAUGGGAGUGGAGAGUCAAUCCGUUAUCUCCAUCUUUGUGGUUGCUCCUUUCGACCCACAGCUGAACUUCCUUGGUUAAAAAGCUUGACAAAAGUGCGGCUUCAUGCUGUCCGUUUUACUGGGGAUGAGUUAGGGUGCCUUCUGUGCAAUUCUUUUGCUUUGGAGCGGUUGGUUCUCACGCAUUGUGAUGAGAUGGUUUGCUUGAAGAUCCCUUGCAUGCUGCGCCGGCUCAGGUACCUACAGGUUUUUGGCUGUGAAGAUCUGCGAGCGAUAGACAACAAAGCUCCAAAUAUAUCCAGCUUCUUGUACAGCGGAGAACGCAUUCAACUGUCACUUGGAGACACAUUGAAAAUGGAGUACAUACACUUGUAUUUCGGACGUGCACUUCAUUAUGCUUGUGUUGAACUUCCAUCCAGCAUGCCAAACCUCAAAAUUGCUAAUAUAGAUUCGAGAAGCGAGAUGGCCAAUACACCAGUGCCGCGCAGCAAGUUUCUCCACCUCAAGAAGCUAAUUAUUAGUCUUGACAUAAUAGCCUUUUCCUAUGAUUAUUUUUCUCUAGUUUCCUUGCUUGGCGCUUGCCCCUCCUUGGAGACACUGGUCUUGGAUGUAUCCAAGGAGAAAAUGGAGCAUGUCUCCAUAUUCACAGAUCCCUCAGAUCUGAGGAAAGGACAGCAGCAUCACAAGAUGAAGAGAGUGAAGAUCCUAGGAUUCACAUCUGCAAAGAGUCUUGUUGAGCUUACUUGCCAUUUUCUUGAGAGCAUAACAUCACUUGAAUACCUUAGGCUGGAGUCGUAUCAGAGUCGUCCAAGGUGUUGUGUGCCUGCUAACAAACGUCGCAAGUGCUUCCCACUGCCCAUUGAUGUUCUGAGGGAAGCUCAACGAGGACUCUUGGCUAUCAGGACAUACAUUGAGCCUAAAGUCCCUUCCAUGGUAAAGCUACGUGUGGUUGAGCCUUGCCGCCGUUGCCAUGCUGCUGUUGAACUUUAG